Colletotrichum chrysophilum is the source of this 1149-nucleotide messenger RNA. RefSeq lists its product as uncharacterized. The coding region runs from base 1 to 1149 and encodes 382 amino acids. The record is from RefSeq and is a predicted model, not a curated record. NCBI's taxonomy places the organism in Eukaryota, Fungi, Ascomycota, Sordariomycetes, Glomerellales, Glomerellaceae. The transcript has a single exon.
AUGAGCGACACGCUGGUCAGGAAAGCUGUCCACGAGAUGCAAUACUCGUGUGCUGCAGAAUGGAUCACGGCGAUCUUCGAUAGCGACCUUACCGCCGCCUCAGAACUGAUCCUAGCGCAAUGUGAACAGCUGGAGAGUCUGACGGUAGACAACGAAUUCGUCCUGCUGGGAGCCAAGUGGCUGACGGCGGUCUUCCGCCAUGGUCUGAAGAACGACACUCGCCCCCCGACGUUCGGCAACCUCACAAAGCUUGACGUCACCUGCUAUUAUAGGUGGGAUGUUUCUCACUAUUGGGAUCAAAUUCCGAAAGAGCUCGUCAUGCUGUCCUUGUAUCUGCCCAAGAUCAAAAGUCUGCGUCUGGGGAGAGCUCCUCGCAUCGAGGCCUGGGAUGAAGACGCUCAACGCUUCGACGUCGCAUGGCCGUUUCCUGCGCCUCCCAAUGCGGCGAGUCUGACGAGCCUACGUCUCGAUUGCUCGGUGGCAACUUUCAGCAGCAUCGAAGCAUUGCUAAAGCGAACACCGAGUCUCAGAUCCCUCUACUUGGACAGCUUCAUUCCCGAGUUGUAUGUCCAGGAUACAACUGUUCUGCGGCAGGCACUCCGUCAUGUACGGAGCACGCUGCUGCGUUUGACAGUCAAAUAUAAUAUUAGCGACGAAGACUACCCCGAUGCUGUCAACUUGGGCGUCUUAGUCAAGGGAAGAUUCGACUCUCUCCGAGACCUCGAGGUGCUAGAAGAGCUGAACAUCCCUCUAUGCGUCUUCUACGGCCAGGACAGAGAUUUGGCAGCGCUGCCGUUACUGUCAGAGGUUUUGCCCCGGAAGCUCAAGCGCCUCACUAUCAACGACAGUUUGUGGGACUUCGUCGCCUUUGAAGAAUGUCCGAGCCAGGUCUACGUGCCGCUUCUGGGGCCGUUCCUGGGCGGCGGCUGGAAAACUGGGACUCCGGAGCUGCAGGAGUUUGCGUUGGACGCGAGAACGAUAAGCCAUGAAUAUGGUGACGAGUUCGCGCGCAGCAUGCGGAGACUGCGCAAUGUUUGCGAGGAACAAGGGCUGAAGUGGAGUCUUCCUGGCCACAUUGAUCUUGAGGGUGAUGAAGAAGAAGACAACGGCGAUGACGAUGAUGAUGAUUCUUUGUAUGAAUGGUUCUGA